Eleginops maclovinus (Patagonian blennie) is the source of this 2496-nucleotide messenger RNA. RefSeq lists its product as uncharacterized. Gene Ontology annotation, molecular function: DNA binding. The record is from RefSeq and is a predicted model, not a curated record. The transcript has 8 exons. Gene Ontology annotation, cellular component: RNA polymerase III complex. Bases 622 to 1785 code for a protein of 387 amino acids. NCBI's taxonomy places the organism in Eukaryota, Metazoa, Chordata, Actinopteri, Perciformes, Eleginopidae. Gene Ontology annotation, biological process: tRNA transcription by RNA polymerase III.
AAAGAAAAACAAUGGCAACGCAGUUGGCUACGAAAGGAAAUUAGCCAGUAUCCAUUUAAACGGGUGAAACAGGCGGCAAAACGAACCUAGUGGAACUGCUUUAGUGUUUUGCUGUUUUACUUGGACUUGUAUGAUAUUCUCCAACCACAGAAGGAUAUUCGGCUGGGUUAACUACCAAGACGAUGUGAAGAAGUCUUUAUUUGUAUGCAGCUGACAGGAAGGAGAUGCUGAGCAAGGCUACGGAGAAUAACUGGAGUCUGCUAAUAACAUUUCGUGUUCCGAUUUGCAGAACUGAAAGGUUUUACUCAUUGAGAGUGUAGUUUUACAUGUCUGUGCACUCUGUUUUGGUAUCGCUAUUGUAAACAAAAUGGAGGUUGCUAAGUUGUCUGUACCGUGGACCGGGCUUAGUUUAAACUGCAUGUGUUAAUGAACUGUUUCUGUGAGAGAAAUAGUAGCAUGUAAAUACAUUAAACUCAUCUUAGACGGUGUCAUUCCAGAAUAAAAGCGUAAUACGUAACGUUAAUGAUUAUGUUUACAAUAAAGCAGGUAUUUUUGUUAUGGGACACGCCUCACUAUCAGGCAACAAAACAAUAGAAUAUUAAAAGGGGGACCAGACAUAGUAUGACCGACUCUGAGGAAAGUGUUCCCGGCUGCUCCGGCCUCAGCAGCGGGGCAGGGCUGAGUUUCCCCCCGGGCAGAGGACUCUCGGGUCGGGUAAGGAGUCUGUCCACCCCCUCCCCCCCUGCAAGACUUACCUCCCUCAGAACCAGGGACCUGACACUGGGGGGAGUCUUUAAGAAAGCAACAAAGAAAGCCUUUGAGCCAAAUGUCCACGCUGUGAGGAAAAGCAAAGAUGAGUUAAAGGAAAAGAUCAGAGGGGCUCCUAAAAAAGAGAGAAGAAAGAGGGAGAGCAGGGGGAGGAGGAGAGAGAGGCCGCAGACCAUCCAGUCUCACUCCAUCUUCGAGCAGGGUCCUGCCGACACCGUACGCAAAACAGGGUGGCGUGGUGCUACGGACCUGCAUGCCUCCACCUCCUCUUCUGCCUGCAAACUGGUGAAGAAGGAGAGGGAGAAAUCAGAGGAGGAGGAAGAUGAGAUACUCAGUAAACUACAGAGGGAUGAUUUCAUAGAUGAUCCAGGUCUGAGGAACGAUGAAAAGCUGACCCCCAUCCAGCUGCCUCUGGGUCAGCCCAGCAGCUUCAAAAGGACACAGUCAUCCAGCACAUGUCCAGAGAAGCCUCUUGUGUUCAGAGCUCCGUCCUGUAGAGCCGGAGUCAGGACAGAGCUGCCCAAAGCGGAGCAGCCUUCCGUGGGACAGCUGCUGCAUGAGCUCAGCCUGUCGGACAGAGGGGAGCUCUUCUUCAUGCAGCUUCCUGACAGCAUGCCGGGGAGAGCCGCUCAGAAAGUGGACCCUCCUCUAGCACCUACAGCAGACAAACCUGCCAAGAAGGAAGGCAAGCAUGCAGAUAAGAGGCCGGCACAACCUCAAACACAAGCGCCGCUGAAGGAGGGCUGUCCUGUUCUGUCACAGCUCCCAGAAGGAUUUCUGGGUAAACUGCAGAUCAGGAAAUCCGGAAAGGUGCAGCUGAAGAUGGGUCAGGUUGUGAUGGACGUCUCUGAGGGAGCUGCUUUCUCCUUCCUGCAGCAACUGGUGUCUGUGCGUCUGUCUGACGGUCGAACUGGAGACAUGAUGGUGUUAGGAAACGUCCGCCACAAACUGGUCUUAUCUCCUGACUUCCAGUCGUUACUGAGACAAGCUGCACCACAGCAGCCACAAGGACCCUGAACACCUCUCAAGGUCACUGACUCUCCGACACACGCUGUGAGAAUAUUGUAGGACGGCUGAUCCGAUCCCUGUGGAGGAAGUGACCUGCAGUCUAAUGUAUACUCUUCAUACCUCUGGUUUGAGGUUAAGGCAGCUAUGUAGGUUAUUAACGGCAACCUGCAUCAUCUGAAUGCUAUCAUUGAGCUAAGCACAUUUUAAAUAUAGAAUCUGUGAUAGAAAAACAAACUCAUAAACAGUCCCUCUGAUGUGAAGACACUGCCAGAUCGUUUUUGUAAAGGUGCUUUACUCCCCCCUACUGAUCAACAAGGACUCAAUUGUAGAUGUUACCUGAGAACUUAAUACCCGUUAACUGAUGACUUCUCACACUCCGUCGUUGUGUGCGUUCAAAAUGGUCGUGACAACAGGCUGUUAUCAUAUGGCGGAGGUUUCCAGACUUUAGUCACACACUGAGUGAGUUACAGAUGCUAUCAGUCCGACAGUCUGACUGAUAGAUGAUCCACUAGAUGCACUAAUUGUAGUUUAAUUUUCCCUCCACUCAACUAUAGAUUUUGUAUUCUGAAUCAGCUGUUACUUUGUUACUUGCUCUAUUUUCAAUUGUCUGUUUUAACAUGCUUUGUAUUCUAUUUUUGUAAGCUUGUAAUUAUCUCUUGAAGAAAAGAGAUGUCAAGGGACUCCCUGGUUCAAUAAAAAACAUCUGAUGUACGACUGGGA